Molecule: messenger RNA, 7343 nt
Organism: Branchiostoma belcheri (Belcher's lancelet)
Lineage: Eukaryota; Metazoa; Chordata; Leptocardii; Amphioxiformes; Branchiostomatidae
Product: mucin-2-like
Exons: 27
Coding region: 570-7343 (2257 amino acids)
Cellular component (GO): extracellular matrix
Source: RefSeq, a predicted model, not a curated record
ACCUAUCCUGAGACCACCAGGCCAGAGAAGACAUAUCCUGAGACCACCAGGCCAGAGAAGACUUAUCCUGAGACCACCAGGCCAGAGCAAACGUACCCCGAGACCACAAAGCCUACAAGAAAGGUCACAACUCCAGGAACAACAACUUCAUCUGAGACCACCAAACCUGAGAGCACUGAACCUGAGAAGACUUACCCCUGAAACCCACAACUUCAGAAUGGACUUCUACAAUUCAGGAGACAACUAAGUCUCGGUUUACAACAGAAGUUACUACUCAGUGUGCAAAGAAGGUGUAUGGCUGUUCCUUCAAGUGUGAGGAGACCUGCCACUGCUACAGGUUCAAGAUCACCCAGUGUGUGUUUGGUGACGCUUCUUCAUGUGUCCCAACAUGUGGCGAGUGUCCACCUUGUCCCAAGGGCUACGUUCGUGUGGACAGGAAUCGCUGUGUGAAGCCGACAGAAUGUCCAUGUGUUACAGCUGAUGGCAUUAUUAUUCCGCCUGGCACAACAAAGAAGAUUGGUGAGUGCCGAGUGUGUGAGUGCUACAACAACGUCCUGACUUGUCGUAACAUGUGCACAAAGCCUGAGAUCACCACAACUGUAGCAACACCAGAGACCACGUCUGUUGGUACAACAACAACAAAAACAGUACAGACUACGACAUACAAGACACCAAGAAAGGUGACAACUCCAGGGACCACUACAUCAGAGGCAUGGACCACCACAUCAGAGUCAUACACUACCAGGCCAGAGCAGACAUACCCUGAGACAACAAGGCCAGAGCAGACAUACCCUGAGACAACAAGGCCAGAGAGCACCUACCCUGAGACCACAAGGCCAGAGAGGACCUACCCUGAGACCACAAGGCCAGAGAAGACCUACCCUGAGACCACCAGGCCUGAGAAGACCUACCCCGAGACUACCAGGCCUGAGACCGAAACAACUGCUCCAGAGUACACUACAUCGGAGCCAAUAGUCACAACUCAGUGUAAGAAGAGGGUCUAUGGCUGUUCAUUCCGGUGUGAGGAGACUUGCCACUGCUACAGGAAUAAAAUCACCCAGUGUAUCCGAGGUGACAGGAGUUCCUGUGUCCCAACUUGUGGAGAGUGCCCACAGUGUCCUCCAGGGUAUCUCCGCAAGGACCAGUACCACUGCAUCAAGCCGACAGAGUGUGACUGUAUCACUGAUGGAGGUGUUGUGGUCAAGGCGGGAGAGACGAAGGAAAUCGAUGAUUGCACUGUAUGCAGGUGCUACAAUAACAAGCUUGUGUGUUCCAACUUCUGUACAACAUCAAGUGUAACAACCACGAAAAUGGUUGAAACCACAGGCUACCAACCGACAGUUACAACUACCUCUGAAACAUACACCACCAAGCCUGAGACAUACACCACCAAGCCUGAGACAUAUACUACCACUGUGCCUGAGACCUACACUACCAGGCCAGAGACUGAUACAACAACGUACAAAACGCCAAGGAAGGUUACUACACCCUCUACGACUACAACUCCAGGGACAUGGACCACCGAGCCUGAGACCUACACCACCAAGCCUGAGACCUACACCACCAAGCCUGAGACAUACACUACUAGGCCUGAGUCAUAUACUACCAAGCCUGAGACAUACACCACCAGGUCUGAGACGUACACCACCAAGCCUGAGACGUACACCACCAAGCCGGAGACAUACGCCACCAAGCCUGAGACAUACACUACCAGGCCUGAGACAUACACUACAGUUGUAACAACAACAUACAAGACACCGAGGAAGGUGACAACUCCAUCUUCUACCACAGAGGUGUUCACAACUAAGCCUGAAACAUACACCACCAAGCCUGAGACAACAAUAACAUCAGGUGUCUCUACAACAAUCCCACAAACAUACACCACUGUUACAACUGAAUGUGCAAAGAAGGUAUAUGGCUGUUCCUUCCGUUGUGAGGAAACCUGCCACUGCUACAGGUACAAGAUCACACAGUGCCAGCGUGGUGACAGGAGUUCAUGUGUACCUACCUGUGGUGAGUGCCCUGCAUGUCCUAAAGGCUACAUCAGGAAGGACCUGUAUCACUGUGUCAAGCCUACAGAGUGUGACUGUAUCACCGAUGGAAACGUUGUUGUACCGGCGGGCAAGACAAUUAAGGUCGGCCAAUGUCAGGUAUGCACAUGUUACCAGAACACCUUGACGUGUUCCAACUUGUGCACGACCUCGGCUACAACAGAGGCAACAGCAACAACAACAACACGGGCAAUCACCACUGGAUACAAGACACCUCGAAAGGUCACAACACCAGUUACAACACCAGUCACAAGGCCAACAACACCAACUCCAUCAGUGACAACUAACGCACCAACCACCCGAUGCUAUGAGGAACAUGAGGUCUGCUCCUGGACCAGCUGGAUGGAUGCCUGCUACCCAACACCAGCUGUCCGUGGUGACGAUGAGUCUUUCACUAGCCUCCGUCGCCACGGCUUUAAGAUUGGUGGGCCAAACCAGAAGAUCACCAGGAUCCAAUGCCGCACUGUGGGCACACAUAUCGACUACACAAAGACAGGCCAGAAUGUUGUGGCUAACUGUGAGGUCGGCUGUGUCUGUACUCAUGCCACUGGUCCUAGCAAGUUCCAGAUGAUGAUGAGAGGAAUCAGCCCAUACUGUUACAACUAUGAAGUGCGUCUGCUGUGCUGCAACGCUAAUGUUGCCAUCUGCUCCAAAACAACUACUCCAAGUACUCCAACUACACCAGAGAAGACGUACCCAGAGACCACCAGGCCAGAGGUUACUGAGCCAGAGAAGACCUACCCUGAGACCACCAAGCCUGAGGUUACUGAGCCAGAGAAGACCUACCCCGAGACCACCAAGCCUGAGGUUACUGAGCCAGAGAAGACCUACCCUGAGACAACCAAGCCUGAGGUUACUGAGCCAGAGAAGACCUACCCUGAGACCACCAAGCCCGAGGUUACUGAGCCAGAAACAACUAAGCCUACGAGAAAGGUCACAACUCCAAGUACAGCUCGUACUACACGUCCAGAUGUUACUGAGCCAGAGAAGACCUACCCUGAGACCACCAAGCCAGAGGUUACUGAGCCAGAGAAGACCUUCCCAGAGACAACUAAACCUGUAUGGACAACUGUUCCUGAAACGACCAAACCUUGGUAUACUACAGAACUUACAACUGCGUGUGACAAGAAGGUCUAUGGCUGCUCAUUCAAGUGUGAGGAAACCUGCCAUUGCUACAGGUUUAAGAUCACCCAAUGUAUGUACGGCGACAGAAGUACCUGUGUGCCUACAUGUGGUGAAUGUCCACCAUGUCCCAAGGGAUACAUCCGUAAGGAUCGUGAACAUUGUGUGAAGCCAACAGAAUGUCCAUGUGUCACAGCAGAUGGAACCGUUAUUCCGCCUGGCCAAAAGAAGCAGAUUGAUGAAUGCAAUAUCUGUGAAUGUUACAACAACAACCUGAGAUGUGAGAACUUCUGCACCACCACAACUCCAGUAAUUGUAAGUACGACCAGCAUUGUUGUUACUACCAAGCCUGAAGUCACAACAACAUCAACCACUGAGACCACCAGGCCAGAGAAAACCUAUCCUGAGACAACCAGGCCAGAGACUGAAACAACAACAUACAAAACACCUAGAAAGGUCACAACUCCUUCCACGACAACUCCAGAAACAUUCACCACCAGGCCAGAGAGGACCUACCAAGAGUCCACCAGGGUUGUGCAGACUUACCCUGAGACCACCAGGCCAGAGAGGACCUACCAAGAGUCCACCAGGGUUGUGCAGACUUACCCUGAGACCACCAGGCCUGAGCAGACUUACCCUGAGACCACCAGGCCAGAGAAGACAUACCCUGAGACAACCAAACCAAAGAAGACUUACCCUGAGACCACCAGGCCAGAGAAGACUUACCCUGAGACAACCAGGCCAGAAAAGACUUACCCUGAGACCACCAGGCCAGAAAAGACAUACCCGGAAACCACCAAGCCAGAGAAGACCUAUCCUGAGACAACCAGGCCAGAGAAGACAUACCCUGAGACCACCAGGCCAGAAAAGACCUACCCUGAGACCACCAGGCCAGAGAAGACUUACCCCGAGACUACAAGGCCAGAGCAGACUUACCCUGAGACCACCAGGCCAGAGAAGACCUACCCAGAGACAACCAGGCCAGAGAAGACUUACCCAGAGACCACCAGGCCAGAGAAGACUUACCCAGAGACAACCAGGCCAGAGAAGACCUACCCUGAGACUACAAAGCCUACAAGAAAGGUCACAACUCCAGGAACAACAACUUCAUCUGAGACCACCAAACCAGAGAGCACUGAACCUGAGAAGACUUACCCUGAAUCCACAACUUCAGAAUGGACUUCUACAAUUCCGGAGACAACUACGUCUCGGUUCACAACAGAAGUGACCACUCAGUGUGCCAAGAAGGUGUAUGGCUGUUCCUUCAAGUGUGAGGAGACCUGCCACUGCUACAGGUUCAAGAUCACCCAGUUUAAGAUCACCCAAUGUAUGUACGGCGACAGAAGUACCUGUGUGCCUACAUGUGGUGAAUGUCCACCAUGUCCCAAGGGAUACAUCAGGAAGGACCGUGACCACUGUGUGAAGCCAACUGAAUGCCCAUGUGUUACAGCUGAUGGAACUGUCAUUCCGCCUGGUGAAAAGAAGCAGAUUGAUGAAUGCCAUAUCUGUGACUGUUACAACAACAACCUGAGAUGUGAGAACUUCUGCACUACCACAACUCCAGUUGUGGUGAGUACAACGACCAUAGUUGUAACCACGCCAACAACAACAACAACCACUGGUAGUACAGCCGAGACCACUAGGCCCGAGAAGACCUACCCUGAGACGACCAAGCCAGAAACUGAAACAACAUACAAAACACCAAGAAAGGUGACAACUCCUUCAUCUACAACUACAGAGACAUUCACUACCAGGCCAGAGCAGACCUACCCCGACACCACCAAGCCAGAGAGGACAUACCCUGAGACCACCAGGCCAGAGAGGACCUACCCUGAGACCACCAGGCCAGAGAAGACCUACCCUGAGACGACCAAGCCAGAAACUGAAACAACAUACAAAACACCAAGAAAGGUGACAACUCCUUCAUCUACAACUACAGAGACAUUCACUACCAGGCCAGAGCAGACAUACCCUGAGACUACCAGGCCAGAGAAGACCUACCCCGAGACAACAAGGCCAGAGAGGACAUACCCUGAGACAACAAGACCAGAGAAGACAUAUCCUGAGACCACCAGGCCAGAAAAGACAUAUCCUGAAACCACCAGACCAGAGAGAACCUACCCUGAGACUACAAGCUGUUACGACAUGUGCCACAGCAUGCGCCAGUCUGUCACCGAGUGUAAGUACGGUCACGACGAGACCUGUGUUCCUCAGUGCGGAUACCACAGAAAGUGUCCAAAGGGCUACUGCCUCAUCUCCUCCAAUGAAUGUGUUCGGGAAGUGGACUGUGAUUGCCGCCUGGAGAAUGGAACAGUUGUACAGCCCAACACCAAAUGGAUGGAGGGCAAGUGUAUGCAGUGCUCUUGCGAAGCAAACAAGAUGGUCUGCAGAGACAUCUGUCAAGUGACCACCACCACACCUGUAACUGAACCAACUGCCACAACCGUUACAACAACAACAACAACAGCAAAAACAACAACACUGGCCACGACCACCACCACCAAGACUACAAGACCACCUCAUGAAGACAAGUGUUUCUGUUAUGGUUAUGGCAAGUGUGGCCACUUCGUCAGCUAUGACAGCUGUCACUACAACUUUGAUGGCAGGUGUACUUACGUUCUGACAAGGGAUAUGGGCAAACAGGAGUUCGAAGUGAUGACAGUUCUUGAUGAAUGCGGCUUCCCUGGAACCACAUGUCCAGUAGCUCUGAUUGUACGCUACAGGGACUGCGAGAUCAAGAUGGAGGCUGGUUACAAGGUAUUGUCCAAUGGCAAAUACCACCAAGUCACCAGUACAUGUCCAUUCGUAUACAACGGCAUUGUGGUGGAGAGGGUUGGCUUCCAGCUGGUGGCCACAGUGAAGGCAGUUGGCCUGGAGGCUAAAUAUGACUGCGUCAACAAGGCGUUCAAUGUCCUCAUCUCCAACUUCUACAUCGGCAAGACUGAAGGCUUGUGCGGUAUUUGUAAUCAGGACAAGUCGGAUGACUUCACCCUCCGUGAUGGCAGCGUCACGAAGAACGUUGUAGCAUUCGGACGGGAUUGGCUGGUGGAGAGGAAGUCCAUCGCCUGUAACGAAAUCAAGCCAGUCACACCAUGUCCUAAACGUGACGAAUCCAUCUGCAACAUUCUGUGGACUAAUGCUUUUGCAGCUUGCCACAACGUUGUUGACGUGAUGAAGUACUACGAUGCCUGCCUAUAUGAUGAGUGUUACGCUAACAACACCUGCAGUGUGCUCGCGGCUUACGCUGCAGAAUGUCGCAGCUGUGGUGUCGUCUUGUCUUGGAGGACUAAGAAGUUCUGUCAGGUUACCACAACACCACAAAUCACCACUACCAUCACACCUACUACACCUCCCAAGGAAUGUUUCUGCUUCGGGUAUGGUGAAUGCCACUUCAGCACCUUUGACAGUCGCUCCUACAAGUACUGUGGACGUUGCACACAUCUGCUCUCUCGUCACAACGCCAAGAAUCCAGACUACGAGGUCUACAUCAGCAAUGAGGCUUGUCCAAAUAACCCGAGCUACACCUGCACCAGGUCUGUGAAGGUGCUCUGUGGGAAGACUCAGGUGGAACUCAUGGCAGGAUUCAAGGUGAUCAUUGAUGGCUCUGCCCGUCGGGUGCCCAGAGGUGUCACCAUCCCCAUCAACAAUGGCGCCAUGACUGUGCGCUGCGUGGGUCUCCGUCUGAUCCUGAACUAUGAACGCUAUGGUCUGGAGGUGCAGUACGACGACUCUUGCCAUGGAUUCAGUGUAACUGUUCCCAACGACCGAUAUGGCUCGAACACCGAGGGUCUUUGUGGUGUCUGCAAUGGACAGUACAAGGUCAAUGACUUCAACAAGUUUGGCCGCUCCUGGUUCAUCGAUGAUGGCGCCAAGCACUGUCAGACACUCCCACCACCCACACCAACCUGCUCACCUGUGCAAACCUCCGUGUGCGACAUCCUGCAUUCCUCCGUAUUCGCACCUUGCCACUCCUACGUCAAUGUCAAGAGCUUCAAGGGCCAAUUACGUGCCCACCAACAUUCGUCUAUGACCCAUGUGGUUCUGGAUGCCCCGAGACCUGUGAGAACACUGCCUACUACCAGAAGAAGGUGGCAGGACGCUGUAGCCAUCCAUGUGUUGAGGGUUGUCGCUGCCCUGAAGGAAAGGUUCUUGACGGAGUCCAUUGUGUAG